Tetrapisispora phaffii CBS 4417 is the source of this 2469-nucleotide messenger RNA. RefSeq names its product cleavage polyadenylation factor subunit CFT2 (gene CFT2). Lineage: Eukaryota; Fungi; Ascomycota; Saccharomycetes; Saccharomycetales; Saccharomycetaceae. The record is from RefSeq and is a predicted model, not a curated record. Gene Ontology annotation, cellular component: mRNA cleavage and polyadenylation specificity factor complex. Gene Ontology annotation, molecular function: RNA binding. Gene Ontology annotation, biological process: mRNA 3'-end processing by stem-loop binding and cleavage. Bases 1 to 2469 code for a protein of 822 amino acids. The transcript has a single exon.
AUGGCAUAUAGUGUUACAUGUUGCGAUGACGGUUCUGGGACCACUGUUGGGACUUUGCUCAAAUUUGACAACGUCACUAUAUUAAUUGAUCCAGCUUGGUAUAGCAAUUCCGUUUCUUAUUCAGAUUCUGUCAAAUAUUGGUCUACUAUUAUUCCAGAAGUGGAUCUGAUUUUAUUAUCUCAACCGACUGUUAGAAGUUUAGGUGCAUUUGCUCUAAUAUACUACAACUUUUACUCUCAUUUUAUUUCACAAAUUGAAGUUUAUUCUACACUGCCUGUUUCCAAUUUAGGUCGUACCAGUACAAUUGAAUUGUAUGUAGCAAGAGGUAUCACUGGUCCUUAUGACAGUAAUGAAAUAGAUCUGGAAGAUAUCGAAAAAGCAUUUGAUAUGAUUCAAACAAUUAAAUAUUCUCAAUUAGUAGACUUAAAGUCGAAGUUUGACGGAUUGACUUUUGUGGCUCAUAAUUCAGGUGUCAAUGUAGGUGGUAGUAUUUUUUGUUUGAUGACGUACACAGAAAAAUUAAUAUAUGCACCAAAAUGGAAUCAUACCAGGGACAUGAUAUUAAGUGGAGCUUCUUUGUUAGAUAGUGCUGGCAAGCCAAUUUCUGCACUUUUGGGAGCUACUGCAUUAAUCACAGAUUUUUCCAAUUUCGCCUCAACUAAAUCGUUUAAAAGAAAAUCCAAAGCAUUUAAGGAUAUGUUAAGGGAAGGUCUUUACUUAAAUGGUUCAAUAGUCAUUCCAGUCGAAAUAAGCAGUAAAUUUAUAGACCUUUUAGUUCAAGUUCAGAAUUAUAUUUUGGAUGCAAAAAGUCAGGGCCAGAAGACUGAGCCACAUAUAUUAUUGGUCUCUUAUUCUCGUGGUAGAAUUUUGACCUAUGCAAAAUCUAUGUUAGAAUGGUUUUCUUCAACAUUAACUAAGAGUUGGGAAUCUAAAGAUACAGCUUCACCAUUUGAUCUUGGAAAUUUAUUGCAUGUAGUUACACCAAAGGAACUAAAAAAUUAUCCAGGCGCUAAAAUAUGUUUUGUUUCAGAAGUUGAUCUGCUAAUUAAUGACGUUAUUUGUAGACUUUCAAAGUUAGAAAGAACUUCUGUGUUUUUAACUUCAACAAAUUUUGAGGAUUCGAGUGUAGUAUCAGAUAUGUACUCUAAAUGGAAAUUAGAAAAGCAAAAUAAGAAAGUAGAAGAAGGACAGUCUAUAAUAUAUUCGGAAUCAAUAUCAAUUCGCACGUCAGAGGAAAAGGUGCUCAAAAAAAAGGAUUUGGAAGCUUUUACAAAAGAAAUUGAAACAAGAAGGGAGAAAAGAAAAGAUCUUAUAGUUGCAUUAGUUAAUGAAUCGAAAAAGAAUAAGGGUUUGACGGAUAUGUUCCGUAAAAAUUCAGCAUUAGCAAAUACAGAUAUUGUUGAAGAAGGAGAUGAUGAUGAUGAUGAUAAUGAUGAUGAUAAUGAUGAAGUAGUCCCGUUACAUGCUAUAAAAACAGCAGUUGUUUAUCCUGUUGAUACAGUCAUCUCUAAAACUUCAUUACCAAAAAAUAAAAUGUUUCAAUUUCAACCUUCACGAACUAAAACCGAUGAUUAUGGUAUUAUGGUUGAUUAUAAAAUGUUUCUUCCGGAAGAAGAUAUAACUGAAUCUUAUAAUAAGAAAAGAGCAGUGGAAUCAGGCAAUGGUGAAGAUGAUCCAUACGACGUUAGUGAAUCUCUUAAGUCGUAUAAAAGACGUAGGAACGGUUAUAGUAAUGAUAAUGUUGAGCCGAAAAUUUCAAUAGAUAAUAUUGAAUAUUUAGAGACAGAAAAAAAUCCAAGCAAAAGAAAAAUUAUAGUUCCUAAGGUUUCAGUUAAAUGCACCUUCGUAUUUUUGAAUUUAGAGAGUUUAGUUGAUCAAAGGUCAGCCUCAGUUAUUUGGCCAUCUUUUAAAAUUAGAACAAUGGUUCUCUUCGGACCACCUGAAAAUCAAAAUAAGACUUUAGAGAAUAUAUUUAAGAAAAAGGAUAUUGAUAUGACGUUGAUGCCAUUGAAUGAUGUAAUCUAUUUCAGUACCACAAUAAAAUCACUGGAUAUUUCUAUAGAUCCUGAACUGGAUGAGUUGUUGAAAUGGCAAAAUAUCAGAGAUGGUCAUACAGUGGCUCAUUUUACAGGUCGUUUGAUCAAAGAAAAAGCACAAAAUGUUAAAAAACUUGGCAAAGUGACGCAAGAUUCUUUGAGAACAAAACUAACUUUGAAACCUUUAGAAAAUCGUUCUAGGGUCAAUACUGGCAUAUCAUUAUCUAUUGGUGAUAUCAGAUUAGCUGAAAUAAAGAGAAAGUUAACAAAAGAAAAAUACUUAGCGGAAUUUAAAGGGGAAGGUACUUUAGUGGUAGAUAACACGGUUGCAGUGAGAAAGCUAAACGAUGGUGAGACGAUAAUUGAGGGACCUCCAUCAGAAUUGUACGAUGUUGUUAAAAAAUCAAUAACGGAAAUGUUAGCAAAGAUUUAG